AUGGCCAACCCCUACACGCCUCUUGCGGACUUGAAGGCUGUUCGUUGUUUGAAUACCUCUGAAGUCCGCCUGAGGUUUUUGGAGGCUAGGAAUGUCAAGAAAGGAUGUGAACUAAUGAGUGUCGACAUGCUACUUUUGGAUGAGAAGUCAACGCUUAUCCAAGGCCCCGUGAAUGCCAACCGACUCCUAAGCCUCUAUGAAUAUGGCAUCUUUGUAGCUUCAUUUCUUUGA
Molecule: messenger RNA, 231 nt
Organism: Eruca vesicaria subsp. sativa (arugula)
Lineage: Eukaryota; Viridiplantae; Streptophyta; Magnoliopsida; Brassicales; Brassicaceae
Source: the annotation of a GenBank genome assembly